This is a messenger RNA of Anguilla anguilla (European eel), 9037 nucleotides long. Its product is annotated as DENN domain-containing protein 4C-like. The record is from RefSeq and is a predicted model, not a curated record. Gene Ontology annotation, cellular component: cytoplasmic vesicle. Lineage: Eukaryota; Metazoa; Chordata; Actinopteri; Anguilliformes; Anguillidae. The coding region runs from base 408 to 5903 and encodes 1831 amino acids. Gene Ontology annotation, biological process: regulation of Rab protein signal transduction. The transcript is spliced from 32 exons.
GGGUUUCGCAUCCGCGCGAUUUCUGUUGUAAAUACCCGGAAAAUGUAGCCAGCCUAUCACACAGUCACCAGUCCGCGCCAGUCGCUCACUACGCUUCUGGGCGGUUCCAGUUCCGCCUCCAGCACUGGACUCUGGGGAGACCAGGAGUGCUUUUAAGUGAAAACGAUAAAUAAAUAGAAGCAUGGCGAUUGUACAUCUACAGAUAAGAUAAUUAUAGAAACCCCAUGUAAGAGGGAAAGUUUUUAAUGCGUUGUUUCGUGAAUGUGUUGCACAAUUUUAUGUUGGAAGUGGCGUUUUUGAAUCUACGACACGACCGGAACAACUCUCGCAGGUGAACGGAGCAAGUUGCCUUCAAUGUCGACAUUGUGUCCUCGGCAGGUGUCAGCCACCAGGUGAGCCCGGCUGCGAUGGAGGAGAAGGGGCACCGCGUGGCGGACUACUUCGCCGUGGCGGGGCUGACGGCCGGGUCCGAGCCGCUGGAGCCGGACCUGGCGGAGGGGAGGAGCGCCCGACCCCAGGCGCCCAUCACCGACCUGGCCGUUAUCAACCGCACGGCGGGCGAGGCCCCGCCCCCCGGCUUCACCUGCCUGGAGGCCACCCCCGGCGGCCUCCCCGCCAACCUCAACCACGGCAGCAUGGCCAGUCCUGAGAUCUUCCUCUGCUACAGGAGGGGGGGGGACAAGCCCCCGCUCAUCGACGUUGGGUUGCUCUACGAGUGGAAGGAGCGUCUGAUCUCGGGCUGUGAGGUCAUCCAGGCCACGCCGUACGGGCGCUGCGCCAACGUGAACAACAGCUCCACCUCCUCGCAGCGCAGCUUCCUGACCCUGCGCCGCGCCCCGCCCAUCCGGCCCCAGAACUCGCUGUGCGUCACCGACGUCUGCGUCAUCGUCGCCAGCCGCGGGGAGGCCCUGCCCCACACCUUCUGCAGGGUGGACAAGAACCUCAACUGUGGCCUGUGGGGAUCCAGUGUGUUCCUGUGCUACAAAAAGUCUGUUCCUGCGUCCAACUCGAUAGCUUACAAAGCGGACCUCCUGUUCCGGUAUCCGCAGGAGGACUACGAGUCCUUCCCCCUCUCCGAAUCUGUGCCCCUCUUCUGUCUGCCCAUGGGGGCCAAGAUCGAAUGCUGGGACCCCAGUAACCACCACCCCCUGCCCGUCUUCUCCACCUUUGUCCUGACUGGCUGCACAGCUGAGAAGGUGUAUGGUGCUGCUAUGCAGUUCUAUGAGCCCUACCCUGUGGAGUCUCUGACGGAGAGGCAGAAGGCCCAGCUGUUCCCACCAGACCCUGAGGGGGCGGGGCCUGUUCCCAGCAGGCCGGUGAACACCAAUAAGAGCAUCUGCCUGCUGUCGCGCUGGCCCUUCUUCGAGGCAUUCCGCAAAUUCCUCACCUUCCUGUACCAGCUGUCCAUCUCCGGCCCUCAGCCUCUGCCCAUCGAAAAGCACAUCUCCCAUUUUAUGCACAACGUGUGUUUCCCCUCUCCCCAGAGGCCAAGGAUCCUUGUACAGCUGUCUGCACUCGACACUCUGACUCUCUCCCAGCCCAUCAGCACACCUUUACCUCUCAGCGGGGCGGAUUUCUGCACCCUGCUGUCGAACCUGGGGCCGGAGACCUGUGCCACCCUGCUGCUGCUGGUGCUGCUGGAGAGCAAGGUCGUGCUGCACUCCCUCCGGCUCCCCGUGCUGACCGGCGUGGCCGAGGCCGUGGCGGCGAUGAUCUUCCCCUUCCAGUGGCAGUGCCCGUACGUUCCUGUGUGCCCGCUCUCGCUGGCAGGGGUCCUCAAUGCCCCCUGCCCUUUCAUUGUGGGCGUGGACUCCCGAUAUUUCGACCUCUACGACCCCCCAGCCGAUGUGGUGUGUGUGGAUCUGGACACCAACUCCAUUUACCUGUCAGAGGACAGGAAGCAGUUCAGCCUCCCGAAGAAACCUCGCAAGAGCCUCGUGAACUCCCUGAGCAGCCUGUACCAGCAACUCGACAACGUCCGCAGGACGGCCCAGGCAGAGAUGUCCCCCGUGGAGGCGGACUUCUCCCGGCAGAAGAGGAUGAUGGGAUUGGAGAUGGAGAUCCAGGAGGCCUUCCUGCGCUUCAUGGCCGCGGUGCUGAAGGGGUACCGCUGCUUCCUCAAGCCCAUCACCCAGGCGCCCACCAAGAAGGCCACCGCCGCCGACUCCCUGUACGACCUGCAAGGGUUUCUGAAGAGCAGAGACCGGGCUUCUCAGAAGUUCUACUCUCACCUGACCAAAACGCAGGCGUUUGUGCGCUUCAUAGAGGAGUGCACCUUCGUCAGUGACAAGGGCACGGGCCUGGCCUUCUUCGACAGCUGCGUCGAGAAGCUUUUUCCUUCUGAUAAAAACACUGACAAGGGAGGGAAGGUGGAUGGGGACUCCUGGGAGGACGGUCGGCUCCUUGAGCUGGAUGAGUCUCAGAAGAGUGACCUCACCGUGUUCGUCAUGCCCCCUGAAGCCCCUGCUGAGGACGGCCUGGACCCCCCCCUUCAGUACAGCUAUCAGAACUUCCCUUCUCUUCGCCUGGAGCUGUUCGACCGCCCCUCGGGGUUGAGUCCAGUUCCGAGCGCCGGGCCCGCUGUGACCAGCGUGUCCAAUAGCCCCGCCCUCCUGGCCAAGAGGACCAAUCAGGAGGUGAAGCUCUCCUGGAAGAUGGCCAGGCGGUAUCGGUCCCAGCCCCCUCUGUGGGCCAGGUGCCUGCUCAGCCACAGCUACAGCCUGUGGUUCCUGUGCCUGCCCAGCAGGGUGCGCUGCGCCCCCUGCAAGCUGCGCGCCCUGCAGGAGGCCCAUGCCGUGCUGCUGAGGAGGAGGAGCGCCGAGCUGGAGCUGCUGGACGAGGUGUGCUAUCGGGUGGUGAUGCAGCUGUGUGGCAUCUGGAGCCUCCCCGUCAUGGCCGUGCGCGUACUGAUGGAGAUGAAGAACGCUGGGGUACAGCCCAACGCCAUCACCUACGGGUACUACAACAAGGCCGUCCUGGAGGGCUCCUGGCCGAGCCAGAACCGGAGCGGCGGCUUCCUGUGGGCCAAAGUGCGCCACGCGGUGCGGGCAGUGGCGCAGUUCAACCGGGCACUGAGGACGGCUCGGGCCGAAGGACCCCUGCACAUCAACACAGAGGUGAAGGGGGACGGCGUGGCAGGAAGUGACGACGACAGGAUCAGCGGUGAGGAACACACCCUCUUCUCCCGCAGCCUUGUUGUCGGGGGCAACGCCAACGGCAACCACCACAGCGGAGCGGAGGAAGGGGCGGGCUCAGUAGACAGUGCUAAGCUUUUGGCUCCGCCCCUGAGCCCCAGGGACACGCCCACCCCAGGGCCCAGCAUCGUCAGGCUGUCCACAGGAAGCUCGGAUGGCUCUGCAGGAAGGGGCAGUGGUGUGAGGAAGCUGUUCACCUCACGCAAUCAGAGCGAGGAGGUGUCUCUGCUCGAGGAUGGCCUGGCUGUCUCCCUGGGCGGGGCCGGGGAGGCGGGGCUCCAGAAGGCAUUGGGGCGGAGCUUCAGCAUGGAGAGCCGGGCCGGCAUGCUGGAGACCAGUGCUGACCGGAUGGCCGUCGCCAUGGCAGCCGAUGCCAAGAUCCUGGAAGCCGCUCUCUCCGGGUGCAAGACCACUCCCACCAGCUCCGCCCUUGGCUCCGCCCCCUUCAAGGGCAUGGAGCCCGAGGGGGGUGUGUCCGGAUCCUCGGACGCAGCGGAGGGGAACGACGUGUUUCUUGAGCCCCCGUCCAAAUUAAGUGAGGUCAGGCUGCCAGAGGCGGUGGGGGCUGACUGUCCCAGGACAGAGGGAGACUCUGUGGCGCUGCUGAGGGGGGGGGAUGGGGGUCAAAGCGACCCCGCCCAGAGGGACAGCUCCUCCAGCAGGGCCGUGGAGAGGGAGGGCGUGGCCACGGGGGCGGACCUCCUGUCCCCGCUGCCGGUGACGGACAGCUCCAAAACCAGCCCGGCCCGCACCCGGGACCCCCGUACCCCAGUCCCGCCAACGGCGGCGCCCCAAAACCUGGCCAGCAGCCCUCUGGGGCCCAAGUCCUUCAGCAUGGAGCUGCACCACCAGGGGGCGCCGCAGCCAGCCACCGAGGUUGACUCCGCCUCCAGCGUGUCCCCCGGGAGGAGGGCCAGCCUCCCCGCCAGCCCGACGCUCCCGGGCGUGGGGCGGUCCGGCGCGGUGGCGGGGCAGCGGAAGGGGUGGGGCGCUGUGCAGCGGGCGGGCUCCUUCAGCGCGCUGAUGCGCUCCUCCCCCCGCAGCUCGCUCGGCUCCCUCAUCGGCUCCCUCUCCGGCCUCGCCCCCCCCAGGAUGGGCCAGCUGCUCGCCCCCCCCAGGAUGGAGCAGCUGCUGGCCGGGCCCAAGAUGGAGGCGCUGAAAUCGGGCGUGAAGCAGGCCGCCAGCGUCGCCAUCAAAGUGUGGGACACCGUGGCGUCUGCCUACGCCUACUCCGACGACGAGGAGGAGGACGGGAGGGGCGGGGGCAGUGGCCCGUCCUGGCCGGAGGGGGCCCUGCAGGGGGUGGGUGAGGUAGACGGCCCCGCCCACAGCACCCUGCGCUCCGACGGCCUCAACUACAGCAGCACCAGCCUGGAGAGCAGCAGCAGCAGUGUGAACCCAGGCCGGUCUGGGAGGGGUGCAGACUCCUCUCACCACACCAGCUCCUCCAGCAUCAACCAGAACACCGCCCUGGAGGUGCUGAUGUCCAGCUGCUCACAGUGCACUUCCUGUGAAGCGCUGGUGUAUGACGAGGAGAUCAUGGCCGGCUGGACGGCAGACGACUCCAACCUGAACACCACCUGCCCCUUCUGCCAGGCCUCCUUCCUGCCCCUGCUGCACGCUGAGUUCCGCGACCUGCGCACCGCAUCCAGCUUCCCGCUGAAACCCAGCAUGUCAGGUGACAGUAUCCAUAGCAACAGUGCUCCCCUGUCAUCGGAGUCAGCUGACCAGAAGGGCGGGGCCUCUGCGGUGGUUGCUGACCUCAUCAGUUUCGAGGAGCCCCCACUGGAGGUGCCGACGGGGGCCCCUGGGGGCCUGGCUGGCAUACAGGAGGGCCCUGGUCUGGACCCUGAGCUGGUGAAUUGGGGCACCCCCCUGACCCGCAGCAGCAGCAUGAGCGACUCCCUGCAGACCCGGGACCCCCCCCAGCGCCCGUCCCGCGGCGUGUCCACCGCCAGCCUGCCCAGCAGCCUCCAGGGGGCGACGGAUGCAGUGGGGCAGAAGAGGCCCAACCCCCAGCCGGUGUCGGUGCCAUACCUGAGCCCCCUGGUCCUGCGGAAGGAGCUGGAGUCGCUGCUGGAGAACGAGGGGGAGCAGGUCGUCUGCACCCACAAGUUCCUCAGCCAGCACCCCAUCCUCUUCUGGAACCUGCUGUGGUACUUCUGCCGGCUGGACCUGCCCAGCACGCUGCCGGGCCUGAUCCUCACCUCGGAGCACUGCAACCACGGAGUGCAGCUGCCUCUGACCCAGCUGUCCCAGGACAGUAAGCAGGUGUGCGUGCAGCUCCUGUGGGACAACAUCAACCUGCACCAGGAGCCCACAGAACCUCUCUACCUGCUCUGGAGGACCUUCAGGCAGAUGAAAGCUCUGUUGGGUCCUACGGAUCACCGGGAGGCCAGAGACCUGCUGAACAGCAUCAUCGGGAGCAUCCAGGAGAGCGACGUUCACGCGCCCAUGAGCCUGCUCACACAGGAAGUGCAAAAGAACGCCCGCCCCAAACGCCAAAGGAGUAUCUACAGAGAGAUCCUCUUCCUGUCACUGGCCGCUCUGGGGAGAGAGUAUAUUGACGUUGAGGCCUUUGACCGUGAGUACAGUGAGGCCUUCGACGCGCUGAGCCCGGAGGAACGCGAGGCCCUGUCCCCCAUAGACCAGCCGCCCAGCAGCACCGUGCAGUGGUGCCUCAAGUGCUUUGGCACUCCUGUCAUCUGACAGCGCCCCCUGCUGCCGUGGAGGAUUACUCACAGGAGACACUGCCACCUGAGAACGCCCCCUGCAGUCCUGGAGGAUUACUCACAGGGCACACAAGUGGUUCUUUUCCAGGUGGAUAUUUAUUCAUAGAAGAAAGGAGGGCGUUUGUUUCUGCACUGUAAAUUUCAUGCUGUGAUUAUCCCUCAAAGAUGACAAAGAUGGACUCUCACUUCCACAGCCUCAUUCCGAUGUUAUUGUACCUGCCUGAACUCCUUAUUAUAAUUUGUCCUAAACGCUAAAAGUCCCAUCUUGUCGAGAAGACAAGGAGCAGGAAAGAUUUUGUUGUGACUCCUGAAUUCAGUCUUAAAACGCCGGACACCAGCUUCCUGACUUGUGGAGCCAUUGAACACGGUUUGAGUCACUUGAGUAAGGGAAGAAGCCUGACUGUGGCCUCAGGUGAUGUACACAGUGUGGGCUGCGAUUGGCUGUGAUUGGCUGUGAGUGGCUGUGAUUGGUCAGUCCAAUGCCUAGACAGCCCAGAAGGCCUCAUUCUGUAGGCCUCGGGAAGCCUCUCGCUGCAGACCUUUUUAUCUCAUAGCCUGUAUAUGUUCAUUGCAUGUAGAUAAAGAGACAUUUUAUUGUCAUUUUGACCUAUUUGCACUUCUGGGAACCGCUGAUCCUCAGUUUCCCUUUUGCCGUUUUUGUUUUGUAAACAUCGGUUCUGAGGUUGGGCCCGAGGGAUCGCACCUGUUUCCUGGUGUCAGACGGUUUGAGUCUUAAAAUGGUGGCAGCCUUUGCGGGCGGGAGUGGGAUUACUUAAUUUGGUGGAGUGGAGAGAUCGAGUUGGGGUGGGGUUAUUAUGUUGUGUACAGCUCUCAUUUUGUUGGAGGGUGGCCUGUAACGAUUGCUAUCCCAGAAUUCCUUUCUUCUGUGGCCGUGUUGGGGGGAGAGAAUGCGUGGCUCAUCCUGUUCAGACGCUGGUCCAGUGUGUGGAUGGGCCUGGUGUGGAAUAAACGCUGAGUCAUCACCGGAACCCGCUAUAAACGCUGAGUCAUCACCGGGACCCGCUAUAAACGCUGAGUCAUCACCGGGACCCGCUAUAAACGCUGAGUCAUCACCGGGACCCGCUAUAAACGCUGAGUCAUCACCGGGACCCGCUAUAAAUGCUGACUCAUCACCGGAACCUGCUAUAAACAUUCCAACUUUAUUUCUCAGGACCAAUAACGGCCCUGCCCACCAUUCAGGGCACAAGUGGGGAACUCAGCCGUGAUAACUGCAGGGUGAGGCCGUUCCAGUCUGGCACCCACUUCCUGCUGGGCCCGUAUUCAUAAAGCAUCUGAGAGGAAACCUGAGCUGGGGUCCGCUAAAGGCCCGAAACCGAUCCCAAAUGAGCUCUGCUGCUCUGAGACGCUUCAUGGAUAUGGCCACUGAUCUGGAGUCAGUGCUCGACAAGCCAGAGCCUCACGUGAUGUGACCCGCCGCUCCUAAACACUGAUCUGGGAUCAGCGGAUCCGGGGCUGGCCUUGCCGCUGUGUUUCGGGUCUCUAAGAUUGUCUAGUUUCAUGUGACGGGAAGCAGCACUACUGAAACCACAGCUAUUGGCUGCCCCUCACCGCGCAGUGCCUUCAGCUGCCAGCAGGGGGAGAAAAACGAAAACUUCAUGUCUUAAAGUGGCUCUUUGAUUGACACCUCACACCACCAGUUAUGCUGAAUCUUUGGCACCUCCGCUCUGUAAGGCCAUGGUGUUCAUCUCAGUGUGGCAGGUUGCUUUGCCCCCUGCAGGUUUGACCAAAACGUGAAUUCCGUAGCAGCAGCUGAGUAUCCCGUCCUCAGUGGACUGUGUGUGUGUGUUUUUAAAAGGUAAAUGUUGCUGAUACUGUGUAGUGUGGUGCAUAAGCUGUAUUUGGGUCUCCUUCUGAUGCUGCGGCUCUUUGAGCAAAGACACAACCCCAAAAAAAACCCUGUGAAUGCUUCUUCCCCAUUUCAGGAAAAAUCUCCAUUGUGGUUCGUUUGUGUUAGCUCUGACAACGGACUAGCACUGACCGCACGGUUCUAUUUGCACUUAAAUGGUGUUGAUGAUCAUAAAUGUCCAAAUAUCACGACGUGGGGCUGCCUGGAGUUCCUGCACUCCAAAGCAGCACACGCAGGUCUUAAUUCAGGGUCAUUGAAGUGUCUUGGUGCAAAGGUGCUGAUCUGGGGUCAGUUAUGCCCUUUAGCUGGUCAUGGAAAAGGUUAGGAGGUAGACUGGGGGACACAGAUUCCCAUCAGCGCUAACGCUUAGACGCUUUAUGAAGACUGGCUCUGUCCCAGUCUGAUGUAUUUCGGGGCGAGAAGCUGGUCCAAGGCCGUUUGAGGGUUCUGAAUCCAGGUUAAGGCCUUGCUUGUCCUGGCUAAACUCUGAGAGGCUUCCUCAGCCAGCCACCUAAUCAGCCCCCAGUGUAAUCGGUUAAAAAAUGAGUUCCCUCUCCUCAUCAGCCGAUGUGUGAUGAGCGUUCUGGCGCAAAAUGACGGCCGUGCAUCUCCCAGGUUGGUGCUACACACUGGUGGUGGGUGAGGGGGAAACUCCUCAUCACUGUUCUUCUCAUUAUUAAAAGAUCAGUUUAUGAAAUUGAACAGCGCUGUGACUGGACUUUAACUCAUCUGCUGCAGAUCAUACCGAUGGUCGUCACUUCAAUGCUGUGUCUUAAUGUAGUGAUCAGGUAUGGUCAGCGUGUCUGAGAUUUGUAAAUUGCACUUCUGGUUUGGUUCACUGAAUGAACCCACACAGGGAUUCUGUCUCACACACUCCAUAAUGAUCCGCUCCUGCUUGUGUGAACUCAGCUGAGGGGGGGGACUGGUGCUGGAGAGACUGGUGCAUGUUCUGCAUUUAAUGCCGAAAUCAGUUCUUAAUUAGCCCGAUAAUCUGUGAUCUGACGGUAUAGCUACGUGUGAAUUAAGAUCGUGAAUGGCAGCUGAAGAUCGUCGUGCAGAUGGAAAAGCAGAAAUGGAUUUUGUGCUCCAUGAUCCGGAUUCCCCAGCCUGCCUUGUGCAUUGCAGCUGAUGGGAGUGCCACCCCCCCGGCCCCCAAGCCUGCGUUUCCAGUUAUGUCAAAUGCAAAUUCAGUGCAGAGCUGUAAUGCAAUAAAUGUUAUGGUAAUUUCCAUUUUUCAAAAAGCA